Candidula unifasciata is the source of this 1046-nucleotide messenger RNA. NCBI's taxonomy places the organism in Eukaryota, Metazoa, Mollusca, Gastropoda, Stylommatophora, Geomitridae. The record is from the annotation of a GenBank genome assembly.
ACUACCCUAAGGCAAUUGUACGACUGUUCCGACGGCCCAUAUUUCUCAUCAUGGUUUUCGACACCCUGAUAUCGUCAGUUCCGUGGGCGGGCAUAUCAUUCUUCAGAAGCACCUACAUGGCCAGCGAGUACAACGUCCCCAUGUCCAGAGUGGCGUUUCUCUCAGGAGUAUCCAACGCUGUUGCCAACGCUGCAGGUACAAUACUCAGCUCUUGGCUGUGCAGCCGCAUUACCACCAAGACCGGCUACGUGCUCUCCAUCUUCUGCUCCUACUUCAUAGCCACGUUGAUGACGCCGCUGUAUCUGGUCUUCGGCUGUGAUAACCAGCCGGUCUAUGGAGCCUCUGGCGAGAUCGGAAUUCCUGUCAACACGAGUGGCUUGUGUAACUGUGAGAACGUGACCCAGCUCCUUUCGUGUGGAGCAGACGGCAACAACUACUUCUCUCCCUGUUAUGCUGGCUGUGCAGAUGUUGUUGGGAACUUGUUUAUAAACUGCAGUCUACUAGCCAACCACACCGGAGACAAAACUCUAACCUCAGGGAUAUGCGCUACCGACUGUGACCGCAACUUCCUCAUCUACGUCUUUGUCCACGGCCUUCAGAAUUUCGUUACCGCUUUGUGCGCUAUCCCAUACAGGCUGUUGGUCAUCAGAACUGUAGAGCCAAGAGACAGAGCUUUGUCCAUGUGCAUCUAUAUUUUCUUUUUUAACAUAUUGGCAAUUCCGGUUCCAAACUUGUUCGGGCGAAUAGUGGACAAUGCUUGCUACGUCUCAGAGGGAGAGUAUUGUGCCUUAUACGACAGGACAAUCAUCAGGUAUCUAAUGUCAGGAGUUGAUAUUGUGCUGCACGGUUCAGCCCAGAUCACUUCGUUAAUGAUGCUCUCUUUGUUCAAGUAUGAAGACAGACAAAUCAAACGAAAAACAAAGAAGAAAGACGAUGAAAACCCGCAGACCUUCACUGACCAGACGCGGGAUGAUGUAGACGGGAAUCUGGAACAACGGAGGGAGGACAGUAGACGUACCAGCCACAACGAAACUACCAAACUUUAG